This is a messenger RNA of Arabidopsis thaliana (thale cress), 3021 nucleotides long. RefSeq names its product NB-ARC domain-containing disease resistance protein. The transcript has a single exon. The coding region runs from base 172 to 2715 and encodes 847 amino acids. Gene Ontology annotation, molecular function: ADP binding. NCBI's taxonomy places the organism in Eukaryota, Viridiplantae, Streptophyta, Magnoliopsida, Brassicales, Brassicaceae. Gene Ontology annotation, biological process: defense response; response to other organism. The record is from RefSeq and is marked reviewed.
GGAUAGUGCUUAUAGAAUAUUAUGAGACGAUAUAACCUGUUCAAAUAUAAAAGACAUACAUCCACAAAGUCAAGUGUCAAGGCUUUUGCAAUUUGAAAGGUUGAUACAAAAAACAAAACAUAGUUUCAAUCUUAUUCAUAUUUUUAGAUCCUUCAACUCGAUCCUGUGGCAAUGGUAGAUGCGAUCACAGAGUUUGUUGUGGGAAAGAUCGACAACUAUCUCAUCGAAGAAGCGCCAAUGUUGAUAGGAGUCAAAGACGAUCUAGAGGAGCUGAAGACAGAGUUGACGUGCAUCCAAGUUUAUCUCAAAAAUGUUGAAGUUUGUGACAAAGAAGAUGAGGUCUCAAAAGAGUGGACAAAACUGGUUUUAGACAUUGCUUAUGACGUCGAAGAUGUUUUGGACACCUAUUUUCUGAAACUAGAAAAAAGACUACACAGACUAGGCUUGAUGAGAUUGACCAACAUAAUAAGCGAUAAGAAGGAUGCGUACAACAUACUUGAUGAUAUCAAAACCCUCAAAAGAAGAACUUUGGAUGUUACUCGCAAACUUGAGAUGUAUGGGAUAGGAAACUUUAAUGAGCAUCGAGUAGUAGCGAGUACUUCAAGGGUGAGGGAAGUUCGGCGUGCUCGAUCUGAUGAUCAGGAAGAGCGUGUAGUUGGUUUGACAGAUGAUGCUAAGGUUCUUUUGACAAAGCUUCUUGAUGAUGAUGGGGAUAACAAGAUAUAUAUGAUCUCCAUAUUCGGCAUGGAAGGUCUCGGGAAGACUUCUCUUGCAAGAAAGCUUUUUAACUCUAGCGAUGUGAAGGAAAGCUUUGAAUAUCGAGUAUGGACUAAUGUUUCUGGAGAAUGUAAUACAAGAGAUAUACUUAUGAGAAUCAUAAGCUCUUUGGAAGAAACAUCUGAGGGAGAGCUUGAAAAGAUGGCUCAGCAGGAGUUAGAAGUUUACCUUCAUGAUAUUCUACAAGAGAAAAGAUAUCUUGUGGUGGUAGAUGAUAUAUGGGAGAGUGAAGCAUUGGAGAGCUUGAAGCGAGCGUUACCUUGCAGCUAUCAAGGAAGUAGAGUCAUCAUCACUACAAGUAUUAGAGUCGUGGCUGAAGGCAGGGACAAGAGAGUCUACACCCAUAACAUAAGGUUCUUAACGUUUAAAGAAAGCUGGAACUUGUUUGAGAAGAAAGCAUUUAGAUAUAUCUUAAAGGUCGAUCAAGAACUGCAGAAAAUCGGAAAAGAAAUGGUUCAAAAAUGUGGUGGAUUACCGCGUACUACAGUGGUUCUUGCCGGGCUUAUGUCCAGGAAGAAGCCAAACGAGUGGAACGAUGUGUGGUCCAGUUUGCGUGUAAAGGAUGACAACAUUCAUGUCUCCAGUUUGUUUGACCUAAGCUUCAAGGAUAUGGGACAUGAGUUAAAGCUCUGCUUUCUUUACCUUAGCGUCUUCCCCGAGGACUAUGAGGUCGACGUAGAGAAAUUGAUACAGUUACUUGUAGCAGAAGGGUUUAUACAAGAGGAUGAAGAGAUGACGAUGGAAGAUGUGGCUAGAUAUUAUAUUGAAGAUCUGGUGUACAUAAGCUUAGUGGAAGUCGUGAAAAGAAAGAAAGGGAAACUGAUGUCUUUUAGAAUCCAUGAUCUUGUAAGAGAAUUUACUAUCAAGAAAUCCAAAGAGCUCAACUUUGUAAAUGUUUACGACGAGCAGCAUUCUUCUACUACUAGCAGAAGGGAAGUGGUUCACCAUCUUAUGGACGACAACUACUUGUGCGACAGACGUGUGAACACACAAAUGCGAUCUUUCUUGUUCUUCGGUAAACGGAGGAACGACAUUACAUAUGUUGAAACCAUUACUUUGAAACUGAAGUUACUUCGAGUGCUUAAUCUUGGAGGACUUCAUUUUAUUUGUCAAGGAUAUAGCCCUUGGAGUUUACCAGAUGUGAUCGGAGGUUUAGUCCACUUGAGGUACCUUGGGAUCGCCGAUACCGUUGUGAACAACUUACCAGAUUUCAUCUCCAACUUACGGUUUCUACAGACACUAGAUGCAUCAGGCAACUCCUUCGAGCGAAUGACUGAUCUAAGUAACCUCACAUCACUAAGGCAUCUCACUGGAAGAUUCAUCGGAGAAUUGCUUAUAGGCGACGCAGUGAAUCUUCAGACCUUGAGGUCUAUCUCCUCCUAUAGCUGGAGCAAACUAAAACAUGAGUUACUCAUAAAUCUUCGGGACUUGGAGAUCUACGAGUUCCACAUAUUGAACGACCAAAUAAAAGUUCCUUUGGACUUAGUUUCCUUAUCGAAACUCAAAAAUCUUCGUGUCUUGAAGAUUGAAGUAGUGUCCUUCAGCUUAUUUUCCGAAGAAACAGUUCGUUUCGAACUCCUUGUCAAGCUAACACUGCAUUGCGACGUAAGAAGACUUCCCAGAGACAUGGAUUUGAUCUUUCCCAGUCUUGAGUCCCUGACACUUGUAACAAAUCUCCAAGAAGACCCAAUGCCUACUCUGCAAAAACUACAACGUUUAGAAAAUCUAGUCUUGUAUUCUUGUGUCUACCCGGGAGCGAAAAUGUUCAUCAACGCACAAGGUUUUGGUCGGCUGAGGAAACUUAAAGUGAUCAUAAAAAGAUUAGAUGAGUUGGAGAUUGAAGAAGAAGCCAUGCCAUGUUUGAUGAAGCUAAAUCUUGACAAUAAAGAUGGAGCUACAAAGCUAAUGAUUCCCGAUCGAAUGCGAGCGUUUGUUUGAGGGUACUACGGUAUCUGGAAAACAAUUGUGGAGCAACGAAGUUGAUGAUUCUAGAUUGAUUUCGAGUGUGUUUUUUCGACGUAUAAACUUGUUUAAUUAGCAAAAACAGUGUGAUUAAAAAACAAAAAGAAAAACAAAAAAAACAGCGUGAUUUUAAAGAAAGUUUAUUCGGCCAUAGACUUGGGAACAAUAUAAUUGGAUGUCAUUUUGUUAUAUGGCUAUAUAUGUGGUUAUAACCAUCAACUAUAACAAGAGAUAUAAGAAAAGGGGUCUCCUUCUUCACAUGUACAACAAAUUAAUCUAAGC